Messenger RNA from Anopheles funestus (African malaria mosquito), 1615 nucleotides. Its product is annotated as otefin-like. Lineage: Eukaryota; Metazoa; Arthropoda; Insecta; Diptera; Culicidae. The record is from RefSeq and is a predicted model, not a curated record. The transcript has a single exon. The coding region runs from base 159 to 1514 and encodes 451 amino acids.
GCGCAGCUUGCAUCAUCCCGGAUAAACGAAUUUCGCUGGAACGCUUUGAUUGUAAACAGGAGCGGCUAAUCGCAAGUGUUUGUUUUUUCAAUCAGUCGAUAUAAUCAGUUGUAACAGUAUUUAUUUGUUCAUUUCUUGCUGUGUAUUGAAACCGCGCGAUGGGGGAUAAUUUCGAUGACAUGUCCAACGAUCAGCUACGGCUGAAACUGCUUGAGUUUGGGCUGGCUAAUAUGCCGGUGACUUCUACGACGCGAAAGGUGCUGAUCAAAAAGCUGCGAAACCACAUCUCUACCAAUGGUAAACGUCGGGAAACGAUAAAUCUGGCUAAGUAUUCUUCCGAUGAGGAUAGUGAACCUGCCAGCAGUCACAACGCAGCGCCGAAGAAGGGGUCGACAUUGACUAAAAAGGAACUAAGCAGCAGACGAGCAACGAUUGGUACGGUAGCGACAACCAAGCAAUCGAAACCUGUUUCAUCAUCGCAACAGCUACCGAAACUCUCCCAAGCGUUGCCACCAGAAAAAGCAAUAGCGUCAAAACGUCGGUCAGGAAGAGUUACUCCGGUACAAGAGAAAAAUGUCGUUGCACCAGCACCAUCACAAACUGCGCCAAAGGUAUCGUCUAUUAUGGAGGAUUCCGAUGAUGAUAUGAUUCCGCUAACCCAACUUACUCAGCGAGAUCGCAAAUCAGCAAGCCCGUCAUUAUCGCGGGCAGAAAUGCUGACUACAUCCUACAUUCAUCAGAUGGCAGUAUCGUCGAAACCAUCGGAACCGAUCUUGGAAGAGAUGGAGGUCGAUGUACCGGAUAUGGGGGAGAACUCGGAAGAGGACGAUGUCAUCGUGUUGGAUGAUGUUAGCGAGAUGGUAUCGAUGCCGCCUCCACAGCAACCGAAGCCACCGAGCGUGCAACCAUCGUACAGUCAGGCGACAACUCAGAAUGAGAUAUACCGCAAAUUUACCACCGGUGCAGUGACUGAUCAAAAGCAUAAAGAACAAAUAACCUUGGAGGAACCAACACCGCUGUCAUAUGGUGGUAAUACCGAACGAGCUUUGCCGAAGCCAGCGUUUUUUGCAUCUCCUUCCAUUCGGAGCAGCAUGUCCGGUACGGUGCGCGACGAGACGGCGAAAAAAGUUGAUACUUCAGAAUCUCCGUACUUGAGCGAAUUUACUAAGCGUCUUGCCCGUCUACGUGCUGAAGCUGCUGAACCAUCAAUCGGGUUCGCCCGAGACUCAUCCACCCGGAGAACAAUGUUCGAAGGAUCUGCCCCUUCUAUGCGGUCCACUUACGUGCCACGCGACACUUAUGAAGCUGCAUCAUCACGUUACAGAGGAGGACGACAAACCAUCGCUCCCAUGGCCACGGUAGGACGCCGGAACAUUCAGUCGGAGACCGAUAUUCGAAGUUCCGUUCGACAGAGUCUGUUGGCGCUAGAUCGGAAAUAUUCCAUUCGGAAGAUUUUCUAUACUAUCAUUAUUGUAUUGGUAGUGAUUUUUUUGUUCGUUUUCUUCUUUCUGUGAACUAAACAGUUUCAUCAAAUCGUAAAUACCUACUUUUCUCUUGCAUCAUUUUUUAAAAAGAAUUUCCUACUUCGGAAAUUAAGUAACACUCUAUUGUGCGC